Molecule: messenger RNA, 1613 nt
Organism: Camelina sativa (false flax)
Lineage: Eukaryota; Viridiplantae; Streptophyta; Magnoliopsida; Brassicales; Brassicaceae
Source: RefSeq, a predicted model, not a curated record
AUUUUACAUUUUGGACUCUCGGACUUCUCCUACGCCUGGAAAAUAUCAAUCGUCGCCGAACAGUAAAGAAAAAGUUAUGUGCUUUUGGUUCGUCUCUCUGAUGAGGGGUUUUAAAUAGAGAGGUAGAGAGAGACGCAAUUCUCAGUUUGAGACAAAGCUAGGGUUUUUUAGUUUUUCUCACACCCAAAGUUUCAAUCUUUCUUCACCGAAUCAAGAAUGGUUGCUACGAAGAGAGUUGGUGAUCAUAGCAACUCCAGCUCGGAUGACUCCAUCACGAGGAAACGUGACGAUGAUCACAGGACGAGAAAGCAACUGAAGACGACGACGACAAAAACUACAUUGAAAUCUUCCUCUGCUUCAAAGAUGAAUUGGUCUAAAAACGAUGAGCUUGUCAUUCUCGGGGGUAUUGUGGACUAUGAAAUUGAAACGAAAUCGAGUCACGGAUCCGACUGGGCUGCGUUGUACCUUUAUGUAAAAGAUAAUGUAGAAGCGAAGUUUUCGAAGAAGCAGUUCAUUGAUAAAGUCAAGAGGUUGAAGAGAAGGUUUAUAUAUAAUCAGGAGAGAACUAACGAUGGGAAAGAUGUUUCUUUUACUGAUACUGAUGAUGAUGAAAUCUUUAAAUUGUCAAUGAUGAUUUGGGCCAAAAGUGAAACAGAACAUGUUGUUUCUAAUGAGGAUAUGGACCAAGCUAAGGAUGUUCCUUCUGGGGAGCAAGAGGGUAAGAGUGUGCCUUGUGCGGAGCAAGAGCGGGUGAGUGUAGAAAUUGAUAAUGGUGAGAAAGAGAAAUUGGACCAAGCCAAGGACGUGCCUUGUGCGGAGCAAGAGGAUAAGGAUGUGCCUGGUGCGGAGCUAGAGGAUAAGGAUGUGCCUUGUGCUGAGAAAGAGGAUAAGGAUGUGCCUUGUGCUGAGAAAGAGGAUGAGGAUGUGCCUGGUGCUGAGCAAGAGGAUAAGGAUGUGCCUUGUGCUGAGAAAGAGGAUGAGGAUGUGCCUGGUGCUGAACAAGAGGAUAAGGAUGUGCCUUGUGCUGAGCAAGAGCAGGUGAGUAACGAGAUUGAUAAUGGUGAGCAAGAGAUGAUUGAAGAAGAUGGUGUGGAUGAGUUAGGUGUUAUGGAGGAUACACUUGAGUCUGUGAUAUCGUUUCAAAGUUUAGCUAAAAAUGGUGAGAAAGAUAAGAGUGAAGAAGAUGGUGUGGGUGAGUUGGGUGUUCUGCUGGAGAUACUUGAGGCGGAUAAAUUCUAUCAAAACUGUAGUAAAUAUCAACAAAAAUUGCUGCGUCAGAAGUUGGAAAACGUUGGAGCUGAGAGAAGAAAAGAGCUAAUCGACGAGUGGAAAGCAUUGCUUGUUCAGGAGAUGAAAUUGAGUAUCAAGAAAUUUAAUUUCUUGGCAAAGAUUGCAAACGCAGGAGUAGGAGUUUCUCCUUAAAUCUGAAAGUAAGAAAAUGUCUGCUUUUGGAGUGAUUUUUAUGUUUUUAGAUUUCCUUGUACUAUUGCUUUGGUUUGUGUUUUAAGCUUAUGUUAAAAGGAUUGUGGCUCCUUUUGUCUUAUGGUUGUGUGUGUGUGUGAGUGUAAGUGUGUGUAACUUGUUAUAUCGAGUAAUCCUUUUUGUUUCUUUUU